Messenger RNA from Pungitius pungitius (ninespine stickleback), 1148 nucleotides. RefSeq names its product transcription factor 24-like. The transcript is spliced from 3 exons. Gene Ontology annotation, biological process: regulation of transcription by RNA polymerase II; developmental process. Lineage: Eukaryota; Metazoa; Chordata; Actinopteri; Perciformes; Gasterosteidae. The record is from RefSeq and is a predicted model, not a curated record. Bases 318 to 872 code for a protein of 184 amino acids. Gene Ontology annotation, molecular function: protein dimerization activity; DNA-binding transcription factor activity, RNA polymerase II-specific; RNA polymerase II transcription regulatory region sequence-specific DNA binding.
GACUGAGUCAUUUGGUCGGAGCGCACUACUUUUUGAGGGGGCUUUGUGUACACGGAGUAGAGUUUAAAGGCGCGUGUCGCUUUUACGCGGCACGGGUGAAGUGUUUGGAGCGCGUUCCAGGACUGCUGCGCGAACCUUUUUUUUUUCUUCUGCUGUGCGCGCACCGCUUGUGUGAGGAUAAGCUGCGCGUGAACUAUAUUCUGCACUGGAGAGCGAAACCUCAAGACUUAUGUCGAAGAGGCUUCUGCGGAUUGCCUUCAUGUCGUCUUUCAAAACGGCACCUUUGAAAGCUACCAGAGGUCUCUAAGUGCACCCCGAUGGCUGGAAGACAGAAGCUCCGAGCGGACAGCGGCGGUCGCUCCGGGGCGGCGGCGUUGGAUGACAGCCCCGCUUCCAGUCCCAGCUCCAGCCCCAGUCCGGACGGCCCUUCUCGGGACCUCCAGCGGGCCCGGGUGCUCCAAAGCGGAGGUGGCGGAGGCGGCAGGGGACGUCCUGCGGCAGCGAACGCGGCGCGGGAGAGAAGCCGGGUGCAGACCCUGAGAACCGCUUUCCUGGAGCUACAGAGGACUUUGCCGUCCGUGCCGCCGGACACCAAGCUGUCCAAACUCGACGUGUUAAUCCUGGCCACCACCUACAUCGCCCAUUUGACUCGAACACUGCAAGAAGAAGGCGCGGAGGAGGCAGAGAGCAAAAAAAAGACGGACGCGUUACACUCGUUGAAAGGUGAUGGCUACCUGCACCCAGUGAAAAAAUGGCCCAUGCGAUCCAGGCUGUACGUCGGAGCCAGCGGGCAGUUCCUCAACCCCACGAAUCCUUCAGAGUCCGAGAACCAAGGCCCGUCGUCGUCCACCUCCAGUAACAGGAUGAAAUAAUGUGUUUCAAACCAUUUCACAUUGGCAUGAGUCCAUGCUGUUUACUCUGGUAGCCGAGUAUGCGUUAUGACUGUAGAUCUAAUUUUUACUACAGCCUUACCGAGACAUUGCAAAUUAAUUUAUUACAUGAAUUUUAUUGUAUACAUUUUGAGAAAGAAUAGGUUAUGUUUCUCUGUUGUUAUUUAGACUAAGCCUCUUAGGCCUGCAUUGUGCAGCUCCGCACAUGUCCACGGCAAUGAUAUUUGUAGAUUCCACGGCGUAACGAGCCCGUCAUGC